Messenger RNA from Etheostoma spectabile (orangethroat darter), 3465 nucleotides. It is a transcript of the gene kifbp, whose product is annotated as kinesin family binding protein. Lineage: Eukaryota; Metazoa; Chordata; Actinopteri; Perciformes; Percidae. Gene Ontology annotation, molecular function: protein binding. Gene Ontology annotation, biological process: central nervous system projection neuron axonogenesis; neuron projection maintenance; microtubule cytoskeleton organization. The record is from RefSeq and is a predicted model, not a curated record.
AUGGCAGUAGUGCAUGAAAGAGAACGUUGUUGUAGUUUUGGUGAAACGACCAAGAAGAAGACCAACAUGGCGUCCGUGAGCAGUGAUGAGUGGAGAGCUAUUUGCGACAAAUUCACCUACGCCCAAAACCUCACUGUUGUAGAAUCACGAAAUGACCCUGAGAAUGACCCGUUCCGCUCCAAAUACAAGGCCAGGGAGCUCCUCAGAGAGAUACACUGCUCGCUUAAGAGUUUCGAGGCCGGCGAAGGUGAAGCGGAAAGCGGCGAAGAGAGCGGCGACCAGCGGCCGAUAGAGCCGCCGGUGGACGGGCAGAUGGAGGACGUGUUCGGUCAGGGCUUCAGCGGCGACUCGCCUGCCGGGCAGCGGGCCGCUAAACUCGGGGCUGUGGAGUACUAUCUGGGCAUCAACCAUGUUGACACAGAAGAGCUGUCAGCCGGACAGGAGCAUUUGAUGAACUGCAUGAAACUGCUUGAGAAAUGCAGAGUGUCGUCGGAGAAUGUGUCGCUGUUUAUCCAUGUCAGGAACCAGUUGGGUAUCCUGUGGGCAGGCCGGGAUGAGACGGAGACAGCUCAGGGAUUUCUUGAAACAGCAGAAUCCAUCUACCAACGUUAUAAAAAGGAGGACGGGAGUCCACCCACUGAUAUGACAGAGUACUUCACUACUGAGGAGAAGCUGCUGACGCAUCAGGAAAGGACCAAGAGGUUUGAGUUGGCCUACACCCAUACCAUGUACUACCUUGCUCAAGUCUAUAAAAACCUUGGUGAAACUGAGCGUGCUGCUACCUACUGCCACAGCACCCUGCAGAGACAGUUGCAGUUAAAUCAGUACAGUCCAAUGGAGUGGGCUCUGAACGCUGCUACACUAUCACAGUAUUACAUCACUAAGGGACGAUACAUGGAAGGCAGGCAUUGUCUCUCAGCUGCUACUGUCAUAUCAGGUUUGGCAGGAGAGGUUCCUUCUGAGGCAGCAGCACAGGAGAGUGAGACAGAGAGGGAGCAUAGGGAGCAGCUGAUGCAGAAGAGGGCUGAGAUUGCGAGAUGUUGGAUCAAAUACUGUCUCAAUGUCCUGCAGGACUCUAAGAAGUUGCUAGAGGACAGCAUCGGGGAGCUGGAUACUGAUCGUCAAGAAGAGUUGAAAAGAGCGAGGAGACGUGAGGAGGAGGAGGAAGAGAAGGACAGGAAGAGCGCUCUGCUGUUUGGCUCUGAAGACACCUUCGACUCCAUUGCUAGCCUGGAAGAGAAGGUGCGCUGUUUGUUACCACUGGACUUUGCUGAGGCCAGAGCUGUAUUUCUGGUGGGACAGAAUUAUGUUACACAGGCCAAGGAGUACUUUCAGAUGGACGGCUAUGUGACCGACCACAUAGAGAUCUUGCAGGAUCACAGUGCUCUGUUCCGGGCCCUGGCUUUCUUUGAAGAGGAUCUGGAGCGGCGCUGCAAAAUGCACAAACGCAGGGUUGACAUGCUGGAGCCAAUCUGCAAUGACUUGAAUUCCCGGUACUACCUAAUGAUCCGCAGACAGAUGAUGUUUGAGUUGGCUGAGAUCUACAAUGAAAUGAUGGAUCUGAAACUAACACUGGCCAACAGACAAGCUGAUACACAGUCUCUAGAUAACCACACUAUUAAAAAAUUCAACCAUCUCUGCUCUGCCUCUGCCAAAUACUUCCAGAUGUUCCUAGACUCUCUGUGUUCUCCAGAAGGGAAGAUCCCAGAGCACCUGGAGGAGGAGGUGCUGAGACCGGCUCUGGUGGCCCGCUUCAGAUUGGCCCGACUCCACAGCCGGCUUAUCAGCUCUUCACCCUCUGUUCAGCUGGAAAACCUUGACAAGUCUUUGGAAAACUACAAAUACGUGGUGGAGUACUGUGAGGCCCACCCUGAGGCAAAAGCCGCUGUGGAGACGGAGCUGGAGCUGAGUACAGAGAUGGCCGGUCUGCUCCCUCUCAAAAUCAAUCGCCUCAAAGCUAAGAUGAAUGCAAACAACUGAAGGACGUCACUGCUUACUGAGUGACUUGUUGUUUGGCUGAAAGUGUUGAAUCAGUUGUUGAGUCAGUGUAAAUUCACCAUCUUUAUGUACACUCCCAACAAUUAGAGAAACUGGAUGGCAAAUGAAUGACUUUCUUUUUUGUACUGGUGAUGGCUUAAUUUUGGUGCAGUGGGCAUGCUGCUUCCAAAAGACCUUUGAACAUAUUACAACAUAUUACACGCUGUACAUAUGUGCCCUCCUCUGUGAAGUAAAAUGUGUAGUCAAUUUACUUUUAAUUCAAAUAGCACCGUAAAUAUACUCCCUUCAAAAUUAAUAUGACAAUGUCUUUCUCAUAGUACUAAUACAUAUAUGAGAAUAGUUGAUACAUUUCAACACUUUGAAGUGAAUGUGGGUUGACCCAGACCUGUUUUUACUCUUUACAUCAAUGAUUUCUUUCCACUGGUGGUGGAGUGAAGAAAUCUUUGUUGGUCCUUUGCACGAAAAAAUAAAAACUAGCUGCUUAGACUAAGGCAGUCCCAUUAACAUCCUUGUGGUGGAUAUAACACAUUUUUAUUUUAUUUUGUGUCAUUUUCUUUUCUUUUACAAUCCUAUGUGACCUUAGUCUGAUUCAUACUUUUUUUUUUACAUAUUUUACUUUUUUUUAUUGUUAAUCAUAUUGGUUUUCAUUUAAUGUGGCUUCAUUUUGUGUAAAGCCCUUUAGCUACUUUAAGUCUUUGAUGGUUAUUGUUGAGGCCUACUUUAACCAGGGUUAAUGUGGUAAUAAAAGGCUGCCAAUGGCUCAGAUCAGUCCUGCAGGAGUCCAGUUUAGCAAGUCUACCCAUGCUAAGCUCAGUACCAAAACCGACCCGUUAUCCUCAAUUAUCUCCAAGUCAAAUCCAGACCUGAUUUGACCCGUUUCUCUAAGUCACUGCAACAAAAUACAUAGGGACAUGGGUCAGGGGCAAUAGUUUUGUGAAAGGUACUCAAAUAUAAGAGACCAGAAAAAUAGUUACUUUAGAGAAAGACCAAAACUGAUGAGGGAGGUUCCCUUAGUGUUGUUUACAUUCAUCACAUUUGGGAGAGAUAACAUAUUUUUGUCACCCGCUGCCCAAGUUAAUUUUUAUCUGUGCCCGUGAAUUUAUAGUAAUAUAUUGUUUACCUGUUACACAGCUUUUUUGCAGGUUUUAUCUGUCGGGUACCCGACCUGGUGCAUGUUUCCAGUACACAUAGAGUUGACCCAGUUUGUACUAUUGACAGGUAGUUGUUGCGCCUUAAACUGAGAUUCUUACUCUGAAAAUCAUCAGAACAACUGCCUGAACUGUCAGAAACAACCGUUCCAGUGUCUUUAAGUGGACUUAAUGUUGGUUUGAGAUAUAAUAAUCUGCAUAUUGCCAGCUUCAUCCAGUUCCAAUUAGCGCAUUUUCUUCCUGUCUGAGGAGUCACAAUGUCAUCCUGUUUUAUGUACAGCAGAUACUCUAUGUAAUAAUAAACCAAUUAACUAAUACA